ACUGCUGUUGGUCACGUGUUUCCUGGAGCCUCAAGAUCUCCAAACAUCUCAGCUGUGAUUCAGUCUGAGCGGCUGCUGGACGGCAGAAAUCUACUCGUUUCUCUUUUCCCUCCCAGUUACUGGGCUCAGGACGGAGGGCUGAGGCUUGGUAACAGCCUGGGGAGCUGGCUUGGGUCACAAACGGGUCGUCAGAGCAGAUCCAAGGGACAGGGGAAGGUUCGUAGUGGUGGAAACCUUCCAGGCGGAGGUCCAGUCAUCAGAAGCUCGGAGAUGUUUCCAAAGUUCACCAAAGCCAUCGUGGAAAAGCUGAGUGCUAACCUGAUCAGCAACGAUGACCUGAACAGGAACUGGGAGCUUCUGACUCUGGUCAAGAUUAGAAAGAAGAACCUCUUCACUUACUUUGAUUCCCGAGCAAAAUACCAGCCGCUGGCGCUGAAGCUGAGCAGCAUAGUCGAUGCAGACCUGGACCUGGAGACAGAAACUAAGAUGCUGGUGAAGGAUUUCCAAAGUUUUAGCUGCCUGGAUGGAGCCGUGGAAGUAGGAGGAGGAAGUGGCGACGUCCAGGUUGAUGUGAAGGGACAGAUGAAAACUGUGGACGCAUCGUCCAAGGUGUCCCUCAUGAGUGACCAUUUCCGCUUUCAUGACCUGGAAAAGCUGACCUUCAGGAGCAUGUGGGCAUCUCCAUGGAUCUGUAAGCAGCUUCAUGGUGAGACGCAGACCUCUCGCUCAACUUCCUUUUUCCUUUCCUGCAGAAAGCUGGAGCAGAAGGUUCUGGACGUCCUUCAGCUGAAGGACGGAGAAAAACUGGCGUUUGUGAAGCAGAGAGUCUUCAACACAGGACCUGUCCACGUUUUCAGGGAGGCUUCAAGGAGCGGCUCCACUGGAGCAAAGGUCCUGAACCUGGUUUCUGCUGGUGUGAAGGGAGGAAAGGCAGAAAAGUCCAAGUUCACCGUGCCGGAGAAUAAAACCUUCGCUUUUGCUCUGAAGAAGCUGAUGGUACAGGAUGGAGUCCUGGGGUUUUCUUCAGAGAUUUCUUAUAAAGCGGGGUCAGGGGUCAUCGCCAGUGAAGCCGUGCUGAUUGAAGCAGGGCUGCAGAGGAACCAGGCGGUCCUGAAGCCUCUGGCCGGUCGGACCGACCUGCUGAGAGGCCUGGUGGAGGUCCUGGAGGACAGAGACGCUCUGACUCUGCUGGAGGACACGCUGGACCUCGUCGGUUCUGGAGAAUACCAGCGUCCACAAUGUGAAGCCGCCGCCUGGUUCCUGACUCUUCUCGACGUGUCCACUGCCUCCAGAGAGCUGACGGACGCCGUCCACCUGCUGGUCAGCGCGUUGGAGGCUCUGCCCGGCGACCUUCCAGCUCUGUUGGCCAGAUGUGACCCAGGAACCCUGAGCUGCAUCAUCCACAUGAUGGACUGUCUGCUGUAUGGUCAGGUCCCACCUCCUCUGGAGCGCCCCCUGCAGGAGGACAAGGAGCUCCACCGGCUGGUGAGGCUCCUCCACUCAGCCAAAGACUUCAGAGAUCUGAGGGAGAACUUUCCAGAUUUCUCUCCUGAAGCUCUGCUGGAGCUGCUGUACGUCGGCGUCCGAGGACUCAGCCUGAUGCAGUCCCCCGUCUGCUCGUAAACGGAUCACUGAAUCGUGUCUUUUCUUUCUGGUUAUGGUUCAGAAACCAGGAAACCUGAACAGCGUUUACCUAAAACACAGCCAGAGAGGAAAACAACGAUGAAAACGAUAAUCAGAUGUCAGAGAUGUUUCUCCAGUCCUGGUUCUUUAAUUAUUAAAGGUUCCAGUGUUCUCCCUCCCUUCCUGAUUCUUCUGUUCUGGUUCCUACGGUAGAUUACUAUGAAAUGGAACAAAAAUAUGAUACUCAAUAAAA
Fundulus heteroclitus (mummichog) is the source of this 1876-nucleotide messenger RNA. RefSeq lists its product as uncharacterized. NCBI's taxonomy places the organism in Eukaryota, Metazoa, Chordata, Actinopteri, Cyprinodontiformes, Fundulidae. The coding region runs from base 271 to 1623 and encodes 450 amino acids. The transcript has 12 exons. The record is from RefSeq and is a predicted model, not a curated record.